Phytophthora sojae is the source of this 1296-nucleotide messenger RNA. RefSeq lists its product as hypothetical. The transcript has 4 exons. Bases 1 to 1296 code for a protein of 431 amino acids. NCBI's taxonomy places the organism in Eukaryota, Oomycota, Peronosporomycetes, Peronosporales, Peronosporaceae. The record is from RefSeq and is a predicted model, not a curated record.
AUGACAGCAGAGGAAUCGACCGCUGUGAACGGCUCAACCCUCCGAGCGCUGUGGAUGGCACUCAAGAAGAACACGAAGUUGAAGAGGCUGGUGCUGAUCGUGGAGCACAACACGCUGAAGCCAUGGAAGAACCGCUUUCGACAGUUUCACGGCCAGGUUCUCCCACCAGUUCGAGUCGAUCUGCCGGCCAAGCUCGCGUUCCUGAGUGCGACCUGCGGCGCGGUUACCAAUGGAGAGAGAGUGCUCUCUGUUUUUCAGCGACUGGACCAGCGCGCGGUGUCGCUCGUGUUUGAGUUUGCAGCUACCCGCGCGAUCCGCUCCGUGAUAAUUUGCCUCGAGCAUGAAACGAGGAUUCAGCAGCACUCAAGCUUGACAAAAGAGGAGCGUGUAUUAGCUCGAUGCAGGGGUUCUUCGCUAUUUUGGAUCAGCAGCCUUUUCCUUUCGUGCCUUCUGCGUAGUGAAUCAUUACCGCCCGACAACCGAGAGGACAAGCGCCCCCGGGUCUCCGCACCCGACACGGUCGCCUGGGACUUCCUCUCGCCCUGGUUCGAGCAGCUGAAGGGGCGUCCCCUGGUCACCUCGGACGGCUACGUGCAGGUUCUCGACCCGUGCUUCCGACCCGCCCAGAAUCGGGGGAGUGAGCCAAAACAAUACGCUACCAACGACUGGAGGACGCGUGAGGCGCUGGAGCUGCUGGUAGUACGCGGGAAUGACACCUCCCCAUUUGAGGAAAUGUUUCGGUUCGCGUGCGAGCGCGACCGAGAGGUGCCGCUAUCGCCUCGUUUCCGGUUCCAGGUGGAGGUGGGGAACCAGAAACCUGGCGAGUUGUCGCCCGUGACCAAAUGGAGAAACUUUUUCCUCUCGCACACUUCAGACUAUAGGCCUAGUCCGGAAUUCUUGGAGGCGAGACAGCGGAUCUUGACGAUGCAAGACGAGAAAUUUAUGAUACACCCGCGUGUGCCGCGAUCCAUAGAGGUCCCGGUCUCUCUUGACGUUGGUAGUGGCGGGUACGGGCAAAGCAACGCUGAAUUUGUUGGGCAUAUGUGGGAGCUGCAGAAGCUGAUCAACGACAUGAAGAGCUACCACGCACUACAAGUUGGCAAUGUCAAUCAGGACUUGAAGAGCAUUCGUGACUGCGCGAGGGCAUUUACCUACCGGUUGGAUUUGCUUUCGGUCCAGAUUGUCCGAGUGGAUAUGACGGAGGCGUGUGUGGAAAGUGUGCUCCGAGUGCUUGGUACUGGAAUCCGGAUUGAAACAUUGGAAGUGAAUGCGUACCAUGACCUGGCCAGCCUGUGA